AUGACACAUUUCAAAUUGACAUUUAUCAUAACCUCAAUAUGUAAACAAAUCUUAACUGACAAAUUCAAAAUAGGUUCAAAAAAUCGUUAAUCUUUAUUAAUAAUAAUGUACCUGAAGACUUUACAAACAAUUUUAAGUUCGUUUUUAUUAUGCACGAUGGCUUUCGAAGAUGUUUUACACGUUUACGGGAUGGAAAUGAACGAGAUGACUCAAAAAGGAAAAAUUCAAUACCAAUUAUUACAAGAAAGGGGAAAUUUACCUCAAUACGGUGAUUGUUGGAAAAACGCAAUUCGGAAGGUAGAUGAUGGAUGUAAAGAAUUAUCAGAAGAAACUCAAUCGGAAGUUGCGUUGUAUUUAACGAAUUGUUUCUUAGCAAUGUCUGGACAUGAAAUUUAUAAAUGCGAAGCUGAUAAAAAACCUAAUUUAAGAGGGAUUUGUAUAAGCACUAUGUCCGAUCGAGCAUUUAAUGUAUACACCGAGUUUUACACUCACACUUUAAAUAUUUGUUAUUUUUUAAGGGGCCAAAUUUGGCAUGAAACAAUCGCCGAAAAUACAGUUAAAUUAGGCAAACAACUCCACGAUUCAGCAGUUAAUUUAGAAGAAUUAUUAAAGAUUCAAAAAGAAAGUAUUGAAUUACAAAAGAAUAUGAAGGAAUUUUUCGUUUAUUUAACUGAGAAACACAAAGAUUUCGAUAUUUUAACCUCAAAUUUUAAAGAGUUACAAUCGUGGUUGAUGGGGAAAAUAAGUUGGGUGGAUAGUUUUGUGUUUUAUUUUAUCACUUCAACAUUAACAAUGUUUAUUACUUCAUUAAACCGCACAGUUGCAGCAAGAUUUUAUAUGUUAGUUACCAUAAUGCUAAAUUUGUUUAUUGAAAGAGUCAUUGGAACGAUUAUUUCGAAUAGAAUCACUAAUAUUUUUGAUUUGAAUCAAAAAUAUUAUUAUAUAAUUUCUUUAUUAAGAUAUUUAGUUAUUGUAAUUUUAAUAUUUUUAUUCAUAUACUCUUAUUUUAAAUACGUUCAAACAUCACCCGAGGAUAUUACAGCAGGUGUAAAAGGAUUGUUUAAAAAAAAAUGUGUUUGUACACGCCCAAAACGCGUUCGUUUUCGUUUUCAUUACGAAAAGUGUCGUCUGGGGGAGCGUUAA
This is a messenger RNA of Onthophagus taurus, 1143 nucleotides long. The record is from RefSeq and is a predicted model, not a curated record. Lineage: Eukaryota; Metazoa; Arthropoda; Insecta; Coleoptera; Scarabaeidae.